CCCGGAGCACGGAGUGUGAUCGUUUGCUAAACCGAAGCAGAAGCCGUUGAGUCAGCGGUUGUCCGGUUGGAAAGAGCCCACACCUGUGUUUUGCGGCACUUUGGGAGGAAAUUGGAUGCGAAAAUGAAGCCAGACCGAGGAUCAAGCAUUCCUGUGUCAGACGUGACGAACAGUCUCUGUGAAGACAUGAGCCGCUGAGGAAAAGAUGGACUUACGGAGUAGGUGGUUAAAGUCAGAUUGGAGGAGGACCCGUUCUUAGUGUUUGGUGUGUGCCAGAAAGAAGUUGUCAAGAGUAGCACUUGUGAGUGGCCACAGGCCUAGAGUCCUUUUUAGUUGCCGUUCCUCAUUUCUUUUCAGACGCCUUGGAUGAGUAUUUUGAAUAUGACGCAGAGGAGUUCUUGGUCUCUUUGGCCUUGCUGAUAACGGAAGGACGAACACCUGAGUGCUCUGUGAAAGGCCGUGCAGAGAGUUUCCACUGUCCUCCAGCGCAGUCUCGUUUCCCAGGAGCGGCCAGACAUGAAUGCAGUGACAAGCUGGCCCAGUGUCGCCAAGCCAGACGAACCAGAUCUGAGGUCACGCUGUUGUGGAAGAAUAAUCUUCCAAUCAUGGUGGAGGUGAUGCUCCUACCAGAUUGCUGCUACAGCGAGGAGGGACCUGGCACAGAGGCCACAGAUCUGAAUGACCCCGCCAUUAAGCAAGAUGCGCUGUUGCUAGAGAGGUGGAUCUUGGAGCCAGUUCCCCGACAGAGUGGUGAUCGCGUCAUCGAAGAGAAGGCACUUCUGCUGGCUGUCCGGUCAUUUGUGUUUUUUUCUCAGUUAAGUGCUUGGCUGAGUGUUUCUCAUGGUGCUAUUCCACGAAAUAUUCUUUACAGAAUCAGUGCUGCUGAUGUCGACUUGCAGUGGAGUUUUUCACAGACUCCAACUGAGCAUGUGUUUCCUGUUCCCAACGUCUCUCACAACGUGGCCUUGAAAGUCAGCGUUCAGUCCUUACCCAGACAAGCUCAUUACCCGGUUUUGACCUGUAGUAUUCAUACCAACAUUGGUCUAUAUGAGAAGAGAAUUCAAGAACAGGAGCUCAGAGCCUAUCAGCAUCGUGGCCCUGGUGAAGCUGAGCACCGUUGUCCCAGCAGCUCACAGAACCUAUGCAGCAAGCAGACGUGGACCAUGGCACCCGUGAGUGCCCUGCAUGUUAGAAGUGGCAUGCCCCCCGAGUACACUGCAGCCAUUAGAAAUGUCAGGCUCUGCCCAGGCCCAGGCAGCAAGUCUGACCACCGGACAUCUCAAGCCAGUGUCCUGGGCUUCAACGGCCCCGGAGAAGUAAAGUCACAGGAGACAUCAGUGAGAACUUUAAAAUCACUCUCGGUGAUCGAUUCGAGUGUCCCCAGCUGUCAGAGCUCCCGGCAGUCAGUGGGAGAGCCUAACCCUCUAAUCGACUCCCUGAUUCAGGACCGACAAGAAGUCAUUGCCAGGAUUGCUCAGCACUUGAUUCACUGUGACCCCAGCUCCUCUCGCAUGUCUGAGCUCCCCUUUAACACCCAGGAGUCCCCUUCACUUAGCUCAAAGUUUCGUCCAGUUUCACCAGAAAGCGAGAGUGUGAGAAGGUGCAAAGAAGCAUUCGCGGCCUCUUUUGGGAGUCCAGAAGACAGCAGUGAGGGGAAAGCUAUAGGGAAGUCAGAAGCUAGGCAAGGCGAAACCUGCCCCUCUCACAGUCCUUACCCGCGGCAGCCUGCUGGGGAGGCAAACCCGCUGAUCGGCUCUUUGCUCCAGGAGCGGCAGGACGUCAUAGCCAGGAUUGCACAGCAUUUGGAGCACAUUGACCCUACAGCCCACAUUCCCCGGCCUGCAUUCAGCAAGCACGACUCCAAUUCCAUUCCUUCUAAAGUGUUCAGGAGUUCAUAUGAUGACAAAACCUUGUUGAAGAAGAGCAGAGAUAGUGGCUCUGUCUCUGCUUCUCAUACAGAAGUGUCCUUAUUGGGAGACAGAGGUGAUGGGAAAAGCCCCAAACCUAGCCAAUGCUUCCGUUCUUUCAAGUACAGUCCUCAAGAAAAGUCUCAGAAACGUGAAGUAAGAGCUCAGCGUCAGACCCAUCCAGAUGACAUCACCGACAGCACCAGGCAGGAGAGGCAGAACAAGGCUGCUGGCUUACUAACUUCCUCUAAUGAAUCUCCCUGCAAUGAGAGCAGCUUGGGUCUGAUUCACAGAUUGGAAAGUACACCUUGUAAAUCACAACCCAAGGAGCAAGAAAUGAGCCAUGAAACGGAGAAGCAGUGUUCACAUUGCAGCAGUAUCGACAAACAGAUUUGCACAAGUAAAUAUACAGAGAAAAUAAAAGAUGAGAAUUAUGACACAGGAUCUCUCAGUCACCUCCAGUGUAAUGACUCAAAAGGUACUGACUCAAAAAUAAAAGUUACUAUGUUGGAAGUGUCUGACUAUUUGAACAAGUAUAAAGCUAAUUGUUCAAAUAAAGACUCCAAAAGAUCAAAGAUCUGUGAGCAAAACAGUCAGCUUGGCACAGAAAAUGAUCUCAGUGAAGAUACUGAGGGUCCCAAAUGCACAUCAGACCAACUGAAAACUGAGCAGGGGGAAAAAGAAGACGCGGUUGGUGAAAAACUGAGUGUAAAGCACUGUUUGUCUACAGGCGAGAGACUGAAAAGCGCAGACAUGUUGAGGGAUACACUGAAACACUCAAGCGCCUGGAGAAAACAUAAUUUUCAUUCCUUGGACGGGACGUCAACUAGAGCCUUUCACCCUCAGACAGGGCUGCCUCUCCUCUCAAGUCCCGUUCCUCAAAGGAAAACCCAGUCGGGUUGCUUUGAUCUGGACACAUCGCUGCUGCAUCCGAGAAGCCUGUCCUCCAGAAGCUCUCGACCAUGUCUGAACAUUGAAGAGGAUCCGGAUGUUCAUGAAAAACCUUUUCUGAGUUCGAGUGCUCCACCAAUCACAAGUCUUAGUCUUCUAGGAAACUUUGAGGAAUCUGUUCUGAAUUACCGUUUAGACCCCCUCGGCAUAGUUGAUGGCUUUACUGCCGAGGUAGGAGCGAGUGGUACUUUCUGCCCCACACACUUGACUCUGCCCGUGGAAGUGUCAUUCUACAGUGUUUCGGAUGAUAACGCUCCCUCGCCUUAUAUGGGUGUGAUUACUUUAGAGUCCCUUGGUAAAAGGGGUUAUCGAGUGCCUCCUUCAGGAACGAUACAAGUGACCUUAUUCAAUCCUAAUAAGACUGUGGUGAAGAUGUUUGUUGUCAUGUAUGACCUACGAGGCAUGCCAGCCAAUCACCAGACAUUCCUGCGACAGAGGACGUUUUCUGUUCCUGUUAAACAAGACAUGAAGAGAAGUAUUAACAAAGAGAACGUCCAGCACACAGCACAGUUACUACGCUACCUCAUACACCUGAGGUUCCAGAGUUCUAGGUCUGGAAAGAUCUACCUCCACAGGGAUGUACGGCUCCUGUUCUCUAGAAAGUCCAUGGAGGUUGAUAGCGGUGCUGCGUAUGAACUCAAAUCGUACACUGAAUCGCCAACAAACCCUCAGUUUUCACCAAGAUGCUGAUGAGGUGGACAGCUUAAAAGUAUUUGCUCAGUACCCAAGCUUGAACAUGAGCAUUCACAGAAUGGAAUACAUCGAAUGAGAGCCAAGGGCGUGGCCCUCCUCUGUCCUGGACCAGAUUUUAUUAAAGGACCCUCAAGUGAGAUCCGUGACUCCAAGUGGACUGGAAGCACCCGUGUCCUCACCCUUUUUGUACUGUUGAAACCACUUCAUUGAACAGUUGAAUAGCAAAAUCCCCAGUUAGAUUAGUGUUUACACAUUUUAUUUCUGUUAUUUAAUAUUUAAUGUUUUCCUUAAUACUCAAGUGAUGUUUGUCUCUAGUGUUCUGAUGUAGCACAAUCCUAUGUAAAAUCAUACUAUGUAUUUUUGACAUUAAUGUUGAAAUCUGAAAUAUAUGCACAAGUCUUUAA
Meriones unguiculatus (Mongolian gerbil) is the source of this 3955-nucleotide messenger RNA. It is a transcript of the gene Atosa, whose product is annotated as atos homolog A. The record is from RefSeq and is a predicted model, not a curated record. NCBI's taxonomy places the organism in Eukaryota, Metazoa, Chordata, Mammalia, Rodentia, Muridae. The transcript has 14 exons. The coding region runs from base 606 to 3548 and encodes 980 amino acids.